Molecule: messenger RNA, 357 nt
Organism: Diceros bicornis minor
Lineage: Eukaryota; Metazoa; Chordata; Mammalia; Perissodactyla; Rhinocerotidae
Gene: ATP6V1G3
Product: ATPase H+ transporting V1 subunit G3
Exons: 3
Coding region: 1-357 (118 amino acids)
Biological process (GO): proton transmembrane transport
Cellular component (GO): vacuolar proton-transporting V-type ATPase complex
Molecular function (GO): proton-transporting ATPase activity, rotational mechanism
Source: RefSeq, a predicted model, not a curated record
AUGACCAGCCAGUCUCAGGGGGUCCACCAGCUCCUUCAGGCAGAAAAAAGGGCCAAGGACAAGCUGGAGGAAGCCAAGAAGAGAAAAGGGAAGAGAUUGAAGCAAGCUAAGGAAGAAGCAAUGGCAGAAAUCGAUCAGUACAGAAUGCAGAGAGAUAAAGAGUUUCGACUGAAACAAUCUAAGAUAAUGGGCUCUCAGAGUAGUCUCUCAGAAGAAAUAGAAGAACAAACACGAGGGCAGAUAAAAGAACUGAAUGGAAGCUACAACAAGUACGUGGAAAACGUGAUGAACCAGCUUUUGAGCGUUGUCUGUGACGUGAAACCAGAAAUCCACAUGAACUACAGAAUCGUCGACUAA